AUGAAGAAAGGAUUUUUUGUAUCGUGCCGUCAGAACAAAGAGCAGAAAGGACUUAGGGAAAUCACAAGGAAGCUACAGAUACUGAUAGAAUCAUCUGUAAGGAUGCACAAAGUAUGUAGACUUGAAGAGCAGUUACAGGAUGAAAUAGAAGAGUAUAAGAAUCACUCGAAGUUUGUCAAGCUAAUGGAGCACAGAUGCAUUCUUGUUAUUGAAAAUAAAAGCCAUGAGUCAUCUGUAUCGCUGUUUAAUAAACUCAGAGAAACGAAUACAAUAUUUGAAUAUGUGCAUCGUGUAAUUCCACUUGAGAGGAUUUUCCGGAUUGAUGAUGCAAAGAUUAUUGAGGGAAUACAGGGACUGGAGGAUGGAAAGAGCUAUAAGAUUGUGUAUGAAGAGAGGAUGUGCAGUGAAGGAGUGAAGAAAAGGGUCUUUGAUGUGAUAACAAAGAAUAUUUGCCUGAAGGUUGACUUGGAAACUCCAGAUUACAUUAUUGCAGUCCAAGUUUUCAAAAGCAUGUUUGGAAUGUCUGUUGUUAUGAAUGAGCACAAGAACUUCAGUUUUUCUGCUGUAUAA
Ordospora colligata OC4 is the source of this 570-nucleotide messenger RNA. RefSeq lists its product as uncharacterized. The record is from RefSeq and is a predicted model, not a curated record. NCBI's taxonomy places the organism in Eukaryota, Fungi, Microsporidia, Ordosporidae. Gene Ontology annotation, molecular function: RNA binding. The coding region runs from base 1 to 570 and encodes 189 amino acids. The transcript has a single exon. Gene Ontology annotation, biological process: tRNA modification.